GCGGCCGCGCGGCGCGACGGGAACGCGGCAGUUCAGCAAAACAGCGCGCACGGCAAAAUUAAUCAUCGGAGAAGAAGGAGAAGGGAAGGGACGGCAGGGGGGCCGGGAGCGGGGCCGGUGUCAGCGCCGGGGCAGGGUGCGCUCGUGCCAGCGCAGCGCUCAGCGCCGCCUGCGCCCUGCCAGCACCAUCCCGUGGCAGCGGACCCUCGCCCCGUGAGUCAGAGGCGCUGUGGGAGCUCCGUGCAGCCUUAUCUCGCGUCCCUUUUGUGGCCCGGCGCUGUGUGCGGCUCUGCGCGGCGGGGAGGCGGUGGCAGUGAGACACGCUGCACCCGCACCAUGCUGCGCUUCCUCUGGGACAGCAUCUCCCUGCAGAUGCUCUUCGUCUUCCUCCUUGUCUUCCUGCUUGUCUCGGACUACAUGAAGAGGAGAAAGCCAAAGGACUUCCCCCCAAGUCCUUUUUCCUUCCCUUUCCUGGGAAAUGUGCAGUUUAUGUUUGCGAAAGACCCCGUGGUUGCAACACAGAAGCUUACUGAAAAACUUGGGGAUAUCUUCAGCAUGCAAGCAGGCACCCAGUCAUUUGUGAUUGUAAAUGGACUUCCACUGAUCAAGGAAGCCCUUGUGACCCAGGGAGAGAACUUCAUGGAUCGCCCUGAAAUUCCUCUUGACACAGAUAUCUUCAGCAAACUGGGGCUGAUCUCUUCCAGUGGGCACCUGUGGAAGCAGCAGAGAAGGUUCACUUUGACCACCCUUCGAAAUUUUGGCCUGGGGAAGAGGAGCCUGGAGGAGCGGAUACAGGAGGAGUGCCGAUUCCUCACGGAAGCUUUCAGGGAUGAGCAGGGAAAUCCUUUCAACCCUCACCUUAAAAUCAACAAUGCUGUUUCAAACAUCAUCUGCUCCGUCACCUUUGGCAACCGGUUUGAAUACCAUGAUGAGGACUUCCAAACCUUGCUGCGGCUGAUGGAUGAGACUGUUACCCUCCAUGAGAAAAUAAUGAGCCAGCUGUACAAUGCUUUCCCCUCCAUAGUGAAGUACCUCCCUGGAUCCCACCAAACCAUAUUUAAAAACUGGAGGCUCAUGAAAGAUUUUGUGAACGAGAAGAUCAGCAAACAUAAGGAAGAUCUGAGCCCCUCAGAGAGCCGGGACUUCAUCGACAGCUACCUGCAGGAGAUGGCCAAGCCCAGUGGCAGUGAAUUCCAUGAGGAAAACCUGGUGGCAUGUGCUCUUGACCUACUGUUUGCUGGGACUGAGACCACUUCCACAACCAUCCGCUGGGCCCUGCUGUUUAUGGCCGUAUAUCCGGAAAUUCAAGCCCAUGUACAAGCGGAGAUCGAUGCUGUCAUUGGGCAGGCCCGGCAGCCAGCCCUAGAGGACAGGAACAACAUGCCCUACACCAAUGCCGUCAUACAUGAAGUGCAGAGGAAAGGCAACAUCAUCCCUUUCAAUGUGCCGAGACAGGCGGUGAAGGACACAGUCUUGGCUGGUUUCCGGGUGCCCAAGGGUACUAUUUUGAUCCCAAAUCUGUCCUCUGUGAUGUAUGACAAGAAGGAGUGGGAAACCCCUCACAGUUUUAACCCCGGGCAUUUCCUGAAGGAUGGUCAGUUCUGGAAAAGGGAGGCUUUUAUGCCGUUUUCUAUAGGGAAGCGCGCUUGCCUGGGUGAGCUGCUGGCCCGCGCCGAGCUCUUCCUCUUCUUCACAUCUCUGCUCCAGAAAUUCACCUUCCAGGCUCCCCCGGACACCAUCCUUGACUUCAAAUUCACCAUGGGCAUCACCUUGGCCCCACGGCCCUACAAGAUCUGCGCAGUGCCGCGGUAGGGAGCGCAGCCACUGUUUUCAAAGGGGGAACUUCUCGGCUUUGGAGCUGUUCCACAGUCUGAGUCCUUGCCAGCUGCCAUGGGCUCAUCAGCGGAUUUAUUUCUUUGAAAGCAAUUACAAAGUCACUUCUUUUUACAAGCAGAUCUUGCACACUGUAUCAGAUGAGAGAGAGAAUCAGAUGACAAUUAGUAGAGGAUGGGCUGGGGCACUUCUGGGCUUGCAGCACAGCACUGUCAAUGAAUGAGGAGCUUAGGACAUUUUUAAUUCUAAGCAGGAUGGCCGUAAUUCAUAGCAGCAAGAAAAUCUGCAACGUUUUGGAGAAUGCCUCUCUUGAGCUGUGGCCCCGUUCUGUCAGAACACAGUACCAGCCCCUGCAGUACAACAUUAAUACCAGUAGCUAUCAGAAGCCAUUUUUAGCUUUGAUCUUUGGAAGAUAAUUUAUAAGAAAUAAAAUACAAACGUGUCUUGUA
Messenger RNA from Gallus gallus (chicken), 2282 nucleotides. RefSeq names its product cytochrome P450, family 2, subfamily J, polypeptide 23 (gene CYP2J23). Gene Ontology annotation, biological process: xenobiotic metabolic process. The transcript is spliced from 10 exons. Gene Ontology annotation, cellular component: intracellular membrane-bounded organelle; cytoplasm. The coding region runs from base 337 to 1812 and encodes 491 amino acids. Lineage: Eukaryota; Metazoa; Chordata; Aves; Galliformes; Phasianidae. Gene Ontology annotation, molecular function: oxidoreductase activity, acting on paired donors, with incorporation or reduction of molecular oxygen, reduced flavin or flavoprotein as one donor, and incorporation of one atom of oxygen; iron ion binding; heme binding. The record is from RefSeq and is marked validated.